CCGAGGGGCGGGGUGCAGACUGACCGGAAGUGGGCCCGGGAGGGCGCCGCGGGCCCCAGCUCGCCGGAGCCGGUGUAGGGAAGCGUGGGGAAGGCGGGACACGGGGCGGGGCCGCUGCAGGGGCGGGGUCUGCAGGCUGGCGGGUGGGGGGCGGGGACCCCCUCGUCCCCCCGGACCCCGCCUGCCCCGGCGCGGGUGGCGGCACCGCCAUGAAGCUGAAGCUGAAGAACGUGUUUCUCGCCUACUUCCUGGUGUCGAUCGCCGGCCUCCUCUACGCGCUGGUGCAGCUCGGUCAGCCAUGUGACUGCCUCCCUCCCCUGCGCGCAGCGGCUGAGCAGCUUCGGCAGAAGGAUCUGAGGAUUUCCCAGCUGCAAGCCGAUCUCCGCCGCCCACCCCCUGCCCCUGCCCAGCCCCCUGAACCUGAAGCCCUGCCUACUAUCUAUGUCGUUACCCCCACCUACGCCAGGCUGGUGCAGAAAGCCGAGCUGGUGCGGCUGUCCCAGACACUGAGCCUGGUGCCCCGGCUGCACUGGCUGCUGGUGGAGGAUGCCGAGGGCCCCACCCCACUGGUCUCCGGGCUGCUGGCUGGCUCGGGCCUCCUCUUCACACACCUGGCGGUCCUCACCCCCAAGGCCCAGCGGCUCAGGGAGGGCGAACCCGGGUGGGUUCGGCCCCGCGGGGUAGAGCAACGGAACAGGGCCCUGGACUGGCUCCGGAGUGGAGGGGGCGCUGUGGGGGGAGAGAAGGACCCCCCUCCAGCCGGCACGCGGGGAGUCGUGUACUUCGCAGAUGAUGACAACACCUACAGCCGGGAACUCUUCGAGGAGAUGCGCUGGACCCGUGGUGUCUCAGUGUGGCCUGUGGGGCUGGUGGGCGGCCUGCGAUUCGAGGGCCCUCGGGUACAGGAUGGCCGGGUCGUGGGCUUCCACACAGCGUGGGAGCCCAACAGGCCCUUCCCAGUGGAUAUGGCAGGAUUUGCUGUCGCCCUGCCCUUGCUGUUGGCUAAGCCCAGUGCCCAGUUUGAUGCCACCGCUCCCCGGGGCCACCUGGAGAGCAGUCUCCUGAGCCACCUCGUGGAUCCCAAGGACCUGGAGCCGCGGGCAGCCAAUUGCACUCGGGUUCUGGUGUGGCACACACGGACAGAGAAACCCAAGAUGAAGCAGGAAGAGCAGCUCCAGCGGCAGGGCCGAGGCUCAGACCCAGCUGUGGAGGCUGGGGACAAGCGGCCCUUGUGUUGAGUCGGGUCAGCCCUGUCUGGGGCGGAGCGGAAGGACAGACGCUCAGGAGGGAGGGCUGCUGAGCAACUGGGUAACUUAUUGGGGCUGGGCAUGCGUUGGGGGGCUGGAGGAGCUGGGCUGGACCCUCCCCACCUGAGCAUGCUGACCCCCCUCCUACCUCCAGAAUAAAAGAUCUCAAGCUGGAGGGGCCUCUGUUUUC
Messenger RNA from Mustela erminea (ermine), 1437 nucleotides. RefSeq names its product beta-1,3-glucuronyltransferase 3 (gene B3GAT3). Lineage: Eukaryota; Metazoa; Chordata; Mammalia; Carnivora; Mustelidae. Bases 210 to 1238 code for a protein of 342 amino acids. Gene Ontology annotation, molecular function: galactosylgalactosylxylosylprotein 3-beta-glucuronosyltransferase activity. The record is from RefSeq and is a predicted model, not a curated record. Gene Ontology annotation, cellular component: Golgi membrane. Gene Ontology annotation, biological process: carbohydrate metabolic process; chondroitin sulfate proteoglycan biosynthetic process. The transcript is spliced from 6 exons.